CGUCACUAUCUCAGAGAGCAUCACACAAUUUCCAUCGCUCGCGGUUCAGUGGUCAAGGCAGUGGGUAGAAGCUGAGGCAACUGACAGUGAACAACAAUAUCUGAAAAAUGAGAGAUUGUUGGAGGAGUUUUCGAUCUGGGAGACAGGAGAAAACGUGGGAGGGCCAAGUGAUUAUUUUGUUUUGCUUCGGUUUCGCUUCAAUACAUGGAGCCACCACCUAUAUCCCAGGUAUAAACGCUCAAUCAAAUUCGCCAACUUCAGUGGACGUUACAUGGGUGUUGCCGGAAGGUGUGAAGCCCAUUGUCUGCCACAUAUUUAUUUCUCCCACUGAAAACAAAGACAAUUUUAUCUCCCAGCACAUAGUAGAAGAUCAGUCUGAAGGUCACUUUGUACUGAAUUAUCUAGAUCCUGGUCAGAAAUACCACGUUUUUCUUAGCUGUCAGCUGAAGCGUGGAACCGUUAACGCUCAUGUUCCAGUUACAACAAUUUCAAACGGCGAUGAAGAGCUUGAAAGAAUUGGGCGUCUCCGAACUAAUACUUCAGAACAACUUUCGAAACAGGCGACAUCAAGAGAAAAUGCGCAUUCUUCACCACGUCGCGAAAGUUCCCAGAAUGAGGGUUCCAAGACGAGAAAUUUAAAGACGACUGAACUGCCCCCUAGUUCCAAUAGCGAAAACGGUAGUUUAUCUAGCUCUCAGCGCGCUCCUUCUAAGUUCGUCUACUCGACGAAGUCCCCUUCCAUUAGACAAGAAAGGAGAACAUCUUCUCCAGGACAAGAUCACAGACCUCGGCCCUCCAAAAGAAGACUACCGAUACGCAAUCGUAACAAUCCAACCGAUACUCGAACACAGUUACCAACUUCAGAAUCAAGGCAUUAUGAUAGAGUCAUUUAUCACACAACAUAUCCCCCCAUGAAGGUAAGAAAUUCAAGAAAAUUAACAGACUCUUACAGGAAGACUUUCAUAACGCCCCCGACACCUGAUCCUAUAGCUGGUAGAUGGACGAGUCAACCAGGAGAUGGAAAUGGCCAAGAAGUGGAAGAGGAGAGUCAACAUAAACUAUGGCAGUGGGUGGCCAUCGGAUGCGGUUCUGGUAUUGGUUCCAUACUGCUGGUGUCUGGACUAUUGUUCUUGGUGAAGAGUGUGGUAAAGACAGAAAGGAAGAGGAGAAAGUCUCAAGUCAAAACCGACAACCCAGGUUCUCCUUCUUCCGUUGUUGCUGAACCGCCAAGUGGUGAGAGAGAGUACGUCAGGUGGGAUAACCCACCUCUAACGGCACAGAACAACCUCGCUGUUCCAGGCAGAGGGAAAGUGGCCGACAGUGUCUAUAGCUGGGGCUCCGAGUUUGAUGUUCUAGAUGCCCCCGAAAACCCGUACGGAAACUGCGACUCUCUGGGCAUCCCGACCUUGACUGUGACGUCAGACAAGGAAAGCCCCUCACCCCCACCUCCGAGACGACCCCCAAGGACGUACCAAAAGUUUGCAUCUGCUUCCAACGCCCUCUUUCGGAACGUUUUCGGGAAAAUCCGGAAUUCGGCCCAUUAUUUCAACAGAGAUUCCACAGGUUCCAACGUGCAGGAAACCUAUCAACCAAAUAGCGCCAUUGCUGCAGCCGCUGCCCCAACAUACGGUACUGAAAAUUAUAGGUACGGAAAUGGGUCGUCCCAAACAAAUCAUAAUUACAACAACAACAGCAACAACUACAGCAACAACCACAGCAACAGCAACUACAACAACAACAACAACAGCAACUACAACAACAACAACAACAAUAACCUGAGCUUAAAUAUUCCUGUGCCUGUUAGCGGGUCCUCUUCUAAUAACCAGCAAGCGUACAGAAAUGUGCCUGUGUACGAUCAGGAGGAAAAUCUGUAUGUCAAUUGAUGGUGGUGAUUUCUGGGGGGCCAAGUAGUUUGGUUUCAGGUUUUGCUUGAGUUUAGAUUAUUAUGACAUCUAAGAUACGAAACAACAAUGUAUUAUAUAUAAAUAUGUGUGUAUGUGUCUGUGUGCGUGUGUGUGUGUGCGUGUGUGUGU
Molecule: messenger RNA, 2033 nt
Organism: Aplysia californica (California sea hare)
Lineage: Eukaryota; Metazoa; Mollusca; Gastropoda; Aplysiida; Aplysiidae
Product: rho GTPase-activating protein gacZ
Exons: 4
Coding region: 108-1883 (591 amino acids)
Molecular function (GO): protein binding
Source: RefSeq, a predicted model, not a curated record